AUGCUGAAAUACUUCACGAAGGAGCACUACUCCUAUUUAUCGAGCACCAAGCGGAUGUCUUUCCGCGUUGAGGAGGACAUUAAGACGAGGACGACAUUCGUCAACAGGGAGGACCUGAAGCACGUGUUCGUGCUGGACUCGCAGGACACAACGGCCGGAUUGUGCCUUCUAAACAUCUCGUUGUUCCUCCUAGGUGGAUUAUCCAAAGAAAAAAGCAAAGCAGACCUAGCGACGAAUCUACAAGGAGGUCUUUUCAUUAUAAGUUUGAUUAUCUUUUCGAUACAAAAAAUUCUGGCGAGAUGUAUCUUGUCGGAUGUGACGUUCGCCCUUCUACUGUACAUCUCGUGUGUGUUGCCAUUCCUCCUUCUAGAACUCGAUGGCUGUUUUAACAACAUUGUCUUCUUCCCUAUAUGUGUCAUGUUCUACUUCACUAGGUACCACCUAAGAACAUUAUUCAUCCUCGACUCCUUUCUCAUUCUUACCAUCCUAGUAAUAAACGUAUCCAUAAACUCCAGCACCAUCGAUAUUUAUAUUUUUCUUUUUUUGUUAACUGCUCUCUUUUUUAGUAUGAUCUAUUAUCGCUACUUGUACUACUUUUCUAGAGCCCUUUCUAACUCUGUAGCUAAACCAAAAAACAUGAUUUUAAUGUUCCCCUACAUAAAUGAAUACCACCAAGUCUGUUUUGUCAAGCUAGCUGAUGUCCUCCUGGACUUAAACAAUUACAUGCACAUAAAGUGGAAUAUCUUCUGUAGAAACAUACCAAAAUUUUAUAUAAAAAAUGAAAAGGAUUUUCAGAGUGCACAAAUUGUAGCUGGCAGAUUGGCAAAUAAAUUCUUUACUCUUAAAAACCAAAAAUUAUUUUCCACUUAUCCUCCAUAUUACUGUCUAAAAGUUUUUUAUCACAAAAAAUUGUACCUAAUUAUUUCUGCUAUUGAGAGGAAGAGAAAACAGAUUGGAAAACUUCACUCGAAUCAGAAGAGAAAUAACUUUGUAUUCUUAAUGGAGAUGGUCAAACUUCACUGGGGGACUACCACGCUUGUUCAGGAGAACUACCGCCAUUCGGGGACACAUCCGCACCAGCCAGAAAAAAGGACAUCUAAAAGGGGUAAAAAUAAAAAACAAACAAAAAACACCAUCCGUGAGGAAGCGCAAAGGGGAACAGAACGGAACAGUCGCAGAAAGCAUAAUUCACGUGUACAUCCUGUUCCUUUGAAACAAGUGGAGGAAGACAACAUCAACCAAAAAGGAACAGCAGACGUGCGGCAAGCAAGCGAACAAACGAGGGGAGUCAAACGGGAAAAGGGAGCAACCUCAACGGAUGAACAUCCCUCUCGAGUUUACAACAAGGAUAGGGACACACACAAAAAAGAACAGGCAAUGAAGCGAGCAAAAAGUGGACCAAGGAGCAACGAGCAAAAAUGCCACCCACAAAACGACGCUCCACGGAAUCAUCACAAAGGGACCAAAAAUGAGGACAACAAAAAACGAAACAGUUUGAAGAACAAUUCUGUAAAUAAUAGUUCAACCCCGUUUAUGAAAAGGCCCGAGAAAAAUAGUAGCCAUUUGGGGGAAACUACACAUAGUAGGAUAGACAGGCUUCAAAUCGAAUCCCCAAUUGACAAUCUGCUCAGCAUAAGCGACAAUAAUAAGAAAGCAACAAGGGGUUACAGACUUGGCAAUAAAAAUGAUGUACUUGGUGAAGAAUUUUUUGAGUCCAAAUAUGAAGCACGUGAGGGGGAAAAACCUAAGCAACCCAGAGCAAACUCACCCCACCAAAAUACUAACGCCUUUAAAAAAAACCCGAACGAAACUACAGAUAGAAGAAGCACAUACGCCGAUGGGAACAAAUAUAAUAAGAACCCCAAAAACGACAUACAGGGAAAAAGGCUGAAAAACAAAUUUGCACACCCGAACAAACAUGGCCUUCAAUUCUUCACCAAAAUGAAGAAAAAAAUGCCGCAUCAAAUAUCUGACCAUGGUAGCGCGCAUGAGGCAAGCCAAAAAGGGGAACGUGUUAGCCCAAAUGUAGACCAUAACCAGUGGGGGGAUAACCCUAAUGGAGCUCCCCUUCACGGACACACAAGCGACGUCGAUUCACAAGUCCAAACAAACUUAAAUUCUUACAUGAACGAUAAAAUGAAAGCUGCCCCCAACACGCAAAGCAACUACAUGUACAUGUACAUGUGCAGGCAAGACAACAGUGCCAAAGAACAAACAAGUGGGCAUUACUCAACUGAAGACACGCGAAAAAAAAAGAAAAAAUCGGAAGGAAAAUUUUCCUCAUUCAAAUAUCAUCAUGACUGGAGCUUGCUAUCGGACGAGAAAAUAAUUUUCGUUAAUUUCUCCUGCCUCUUCUAUGUGUUCAUUCACAAAAUUAAAUGGUUGUUAAAAUAUAUAGAACAAGUGAACUCUGUUGUUCAGGGGGGCUACUUCCGACAGGGAAUCUCACCAAAGAGGGAUCAUCUGUUAGCUUUUCUGGACCAGAAGGUCGAACGAUACUACCUACUUUGGUCCAAUUCCUUUGACUUGGUUUACCACGUGGAGAAUUACAUCCCGCACAUUUUGCUCAUCCUCACUCUGCAUCUUUCCUCCGUGUUCAUACGAGUCGCCCCCCUGCAGCUCAGCGGCUCCUACUCCCUGUUCCGCAUGGCAAGUUUCUGGACCAUUUUCGUCGCUAGAUUUCUGCUGGCCCCCAUCCUUUUCGCCCUCAUCUUUUGGCCGAUAAUCAAAACCAGAUCAGUGAACCCCAGGAAUAUUUUCAAAAUUAAAAUGCGUUUUUUUCUCCUGUCCCUUUUUAUCCUGACGCUGUCUAUCCUGGACUAUUUGUGGACGAUACUUCUCGUACAGAAGAAUUUCUGGAAGCUGCAUGGCGCUGUCCUGCUGGAGCUUCAAAAAACGUACAGUAUGUUUUCCCUAGCGGAGUUAAUUUUCAUCGCUCCAGUCGUGUACUUCCUCAUCAUGCAUCGAUUAAAGUCUCUCUGGUACCUGUACAUCAUUUGGCUGUUCUUAAUAAAUGUUAUAUAUUGGAGUUGUAUUGGAACCUUCCUCCCAGGCCUAAGGAUGAAUAUUUCCCUCGCGACUUCAGUUGUGAUGUGCGUCCUUUUUAUUAUUAGACCCUUCGAGAUGGUCAAGAGGGACAUAUUUUGCAGGUGUGUCCUGCCUUACAUUUUAUUCCUGGACGACGUAUUACGCACCCUCGACUGCGAUAAGAGGCUCAAAUAUUUGCGCUUACCAAAGAUGGGGCAAUGA
Plasmodium fragile is the source of this 3249-nucleotide messenger RNA. RefSeq lists its product as uncharacterized. The record is from RefSeq and is a predicted model, not a curated record. The transcript has 6 exons. The coding region runs from base 1 to 3249 and encodes 1082 amino acids. Lineage: Eukaryota; Apicomplexa; Aconoidasida; Haemosporida; Plasmodiidae.